GCAGGAAAAGCAGCAGGGAAAUUGUGUGGGCAGCAGCAGUAGCCAGCCAGCCAGUCAACCAGUCAUCCAGCCAGCUAGUCAGUUAGUCAGUCAGCCAGGUGAAACAGUUAAAUUAUGAAAACGUAUACAAAACUGGCCCGUUUUCGCCGCAUAAGUCAAUUCGCCGCCUGAGAGCGAAGGAAAAAUUGUGUGUCCUUUGGUGUCGACGUGUCGAAGCGAAAAGGUAGAAAGGCAGUUGGUGCGUUGCAUUUUCUGAAUAACUGAGCCAGUGCAGCCAAAGCCAGAGGAAUCCGGGCCACACGAUAGGGUCGCGGGCGUGUGAAUAAUUGAUUGGAUAACCGUAAACAAAUCGACGAACCAGUCGACACGGAAUCGCGGCGUAUGUCAGUCCAGUGCCAAGGCUGAGUCGAGUCCUCUUCCAUCGCCUUCUCCCCCAGCGAAAGGAGCUGCCAUUAUCGAUUUGUGUGUAUGUGCGAGCAACAACACAGCGGACCCCUCACCCACACGUCGACAGCAGUGGGAUACUCUUGUGGCAGCAGGAUCUGCACCAGCAGCAGCAACUGAAGCAGCAACUGCAACAUCUGCAGCAGCAACAACAGCAACCGCAGCAACCUCAAGACAGACACCGCUCUAAACAGACAUAAUGGCGAGUGGCGGAGACCCCAAGUGGCAGAAGGAUGCCGCCGACCAGAACUUCGACUACAUGUUCAAGCUGCUCAUCAUCGGCAACUCCAGCGUGGGCAAGACCAGCUUCCUCUUCCGCUACGCCGACGAUAGCUUCACAUCCGCCUUCGUCUCCACGGUGGGCAUUGACUUCAAGGUGAAGACCGUCUUUCGGCACGACAAGCGCGUAAAGCUCCAGAUCUGGGACACGGCUGGACAGGAGCGGUACCGCACCAUCACCACAGCCUAUUACCGUGGAGCGAUGGGCUUCAUCCUGAUGUACGACGUUACCAACGAGGACAGUUUCAACUCGGUCCAGGAUUGGGUAACACAGAUCAAAACCUAUUCGUGGGACAACGCCCAGGUGAUUCUGGUGGGCAACAAGUGCGACAUGGAGGACCAGCGGGUGAUCAGUUUCGAACGUGGUCGCCAGUUGGCCGAUCAACUGGGUGUGGAAUUUUUCGAGACGUCCGCCAAGGAGAACGUGAACGUCAAGGCUGUUUUCGAGCGAUUGGUGGACAUCAUCUGCGACAAGAUGUCCGAGAGCCUGGACGCGGACCCGACGUUAGUGGGCGGCGGCCAGAAGGGCCAGAGGCUGACGGAUCAGCCGCAGGGCACGCCCAAUGCCAACUGCAACUGUUAGAGCCCCGAUGGGAGGAUGGGAGGACGGGGGAUCCUGCAGCACCACGACAACAAACCACAUCCGUAACAACCAUAGACAACAGAAUUUGAAAACUAGCUAAUUAGUCAGCAUUGAACAGGGGAUUGCAACUAAUCCUUCAGUAAGCCGACGAUGACGGUUCGGAUACCGAUGAAAAGAUAAUGAUGAUAUAGCACUAUGUUUGUAUCGAUAUGUGUAUGUAUAUCCUUUGCGUUCGCUCGCCUCAGUGUAAAUGUCAAAUGUUAUUUAAUCCGAUGUUUGAAUUGUAACCUGUAAUUUGUAAUUUGUAAUUGGUAAUUUGUAAUUCGUAAACUGUAAACUGUAAUUUAAUUGGCUGUCCGCGGCGUUGAAACAUUUGUUGAGUGUGUGAAUUGAGUUGAAUUUAUUCAAAUUGAUAGAUCGAGAUCGAGUUGAUAGUUCGAGAAAUUGAAAAAGAGCAAAGAAUUUAACGAAAGCCCGAUUUGACGGUGAUUCGGCACUAAUUAAGCAUGCACCCCGAGUGCUGAUUACAGUCAUUUGAUUUGCGACCCCGCCACAAAGGGGUCAAGAGGUCAGGAGGUCAGUCAGCACGAGUAUUUCGAACCGUUCUCCACAUCCACAUGUAUAUACGCUGGCUAAACUGUACAGUUUGAGAUGCUUGACGAAACGCACAAAGCUAGCGAAUCGGUGAAAUCGAACAGAAACUAUACUAACUACUUAGUACACCCCCUCCACACACACACACCCAUGUAUAUGUAUGGAUACACGCAAACACACAUAAGCAAAGAGCACUGAAAACACAAAGAACACACCGGAAACGGAUAUAGUUAUACCCUGAAUACCCGGCUUGGAGCAUUCUAGCAAACACAAAGAAAUCGGCUGAGUGGUAGGCCGUUAUUAUUAAAUAUUAUGAUUAUUAUUAUUAUGUACGUAUGUAUUUAUGUAGUGAAAUGGAAAAUUUUAAUGUGUUGCAAAUGAUAAAAGAAAUAUAUACAUCAAAUAUACAUGUAUCGCAUAGAGUACUACCCAGACCCAGAGCUACAUAGCUACAGAGAGGUAAUCGCAGUUUCCUGUUGCCCGAAAACCCCAUUACGAACACCUUCCAACGGGCCAGAGUGACAAUAACCCGCAGGAGAUCAGGAGCACUGGUAUCCAGAAUCCCCUCCCCCGAGGUCAGGCAACUGCAGGUUAAAUUUCCCCCACCACUUUUUGAUUUUCCUUCCCCUCGAGACUGUUGCGAACUGAAUCCGGAUUGCGAGUUACUUGAACCCACCGAGCCAGCUGAGAGAUCGGUGCAUUUAAUUUGCCAGACCCUCCCAACACUCAACACCCAAAACCCAAGACAUCCCAACACCCCCUUUUAUAUGCACACACCACCCACUUUUCUACCUGUAUACUAUGUGUUUAUGGUACGCUAUACAAGGCUUUCCUUUGUUACCGCUUUGAUGACACAACAAACCGCUGCCGAGACUAAAUUUGAACGAGGACUUUAGGCGGGGACAAGGACUUUGACUUUGACUUAGGGGUCUAAAACUGCUGAAUCUAAAUAUGUAACUGAAUAUAUUAUAUGUAUUUGCCAAUGCUCGUUAAUGUUAAAUAUGUGUACAAGCAGAGUUUCACUUGAAUUACGAUUAAAUUAAAGGCAUAUCGCUGUAUUAUAAAUACCCAAAACGAAGACAAAACGAAACGAUACGGAAGACCGAACCCGCACCCAGGAAAAUGCCAGGAAAAUUCACAGGAAAUGCACAACGAGUUGCUAAGUGCCAGAGUGGGACAGAGGGGAAGGAGGCUGGGCUAUGGGAUUUGGGAUAUGGGAUUUGAGAAAGAUAAUGAAGUUAAUGAUUCUAUACGAAAAUGCCUUAAGCCAGCGACGCAGGUCGCUGAUUGGUCUUUUUGGCAUUCGAACUGUUUUGUAAAAUAAUUAAUCAUACAACUUGCAUAACCACUCCUUCAAGUAUUUGUCUUUGUAUUCGUGUGUGGAUUCGCUUUUAGUCAAGCCCCAAUUAAAUAAUCCAACCCAAUUAAACUAAACCGAACUAAACUAAACUAUAACAAAAGUAAAACCAAAACUAGAACGGAGUAAAAUCAAAGCAAAUAAAACAAAUGUAAACGAGAAACAAUUGUUGAUGAAUUCGUGCAUAGGCAUAACGCAAGCAUUUUUGCGCUACAUUGUUGUCAUUUAAACCAAUACUUAGCAUAUUGAUUAUUGCAUUGUGUACUCGCUAAACCAAAUAUUUGUAAACCCUAUGAAAACAAUUCCAAUUCCAAACACAGUGGCAUUAUUUGUAUUCCAUUUGAAUUGCAACAAGAAUAACCCAACUAGGAAAUGUGUACAAGAACGUCAAAAUAAAAUAAUUCAAUAUAUAUUAUUCAAUGAUGGUUUUUAAACACUAACACACAUCUGCAUACCCGUACUUAUGAUGAUAAUAACAUAGAUAUACAGAUACACACAUAUAUACAUAAUAUACACAUAAUGGUAUUGAAAUUAUUGUAUUCCCAUAAUAAAAUAUAUGCAAAAGGUGUAUGGUAAACAAACAAUGAA
Molecule: messenger RNA, 3845 nt
Organism: Drosophila takahashii
Lineage: Eukaryota; Metazoa; Arthropoda; Insecta; Diptera; Drosophilidae
Gene: Rab3
Product: RAS oncogene family member Rab3
Biological process (GO): regulation of exocytosis; protein localization to plasma membrane; protein secretion
Cellular component (GO): synaptic vesicle; endosome; plasma membrane
Molecular function (GO): GTPase activity; GTP binding; myosin V binding
Source: RefSeq, a predicted model, not a curated record